Molecule: messenger RNA, 381 nt
Organism: Lucilia cuprina (Australian sheep blowfly)
Lineage: Eukaryota; Metazoa; Arthropoda; Insecta; Diptera; Calliphoridae
Product: pupal cuticle protein C1B-like
Exons: 2
Coding region: 29-340 (103 amino acids)
Source: RefSeq, a predicted model, not a curated record
UGUCCACUAAACCCUAAACUUUAUCAAAAUGUUCAAAUUUAUUGCUGUCUGCUUUUUCGCUUUGUUGGCUGUGGCUGCUGCUAAACCCGGUGUUGUUGCUCCUUUGGCAUAUACUGCUCCCGUUGCCGCUGCUUACACCGCACCCUUGGCUUACUCCGCUCCUUUGACUUAUGCCGCUGCUCCCGCUGUUGUUGGUCAUGCUUCUUACGUAGCUCCUUAUGCCUCCACCUACAAUGCCCACCAUAUUGCUCACUCUGCUGCCUUCCCUGCCGCUUAUGCCGCUGCUCCCGUAGUACAUGCUGCCCCUGUUGCCGCCGCUCCUCUUUUCUUGAAGAAAUAGAUCAGUAACUUGGAUUUAAUAAAUGAUAACAUAAAUCGAAA